Clunio marinus is the source of this 2924-nucleotide messenger RNA. The record is from the annotation of a GenBank genome assembly. Lineage: Eukaryota; Metazoa; Arthropoda; Insecta; Diptera; Chironomidae.
UUAUUAGUUUGUUUUCAUCGAUAAAUUUCUUCAUAAUCUACGUAAUUAAUCAGUUUUUUGUAAUAAGCUAUACCAAACAUUCACCAGACACAUACCAACAGUUGUUUAAAUAAGAAAAUAUUUUUUAAAAUAUGGUUUAUAAUAAAGAAAUUUAAAAUUUUUCUGACAUGUUUUGUGGCAUUUUAUGAAAAAGUCUCUUCUUAUAAUUUAUUCAUAAAUUCACUGUGAAAUUGAAAACAAACAGAUCAUGACGACUGAACGAAGGAAUAUGAACUGGGACCGAUUUGGGCUUGACUCCGAUGACAUACCGAGGACGGCAAGAGCACGUCACGCAUCAGGUGGCUUUGUAGAUCUUGGGAAUGAGUCUGAAUUUGCAGUAUCUGGACAUCAGCCUUCUGGUCCCGAUGAAAUGUUUGCAAAUGAGCAAGGGGACAAACCAUGGUGGCGAUCGCAUUUCUUCAUCUCACAACCCACGCUCUUCGGCAAGUGGGAUGGAGUGUUUACGACAUGUAUGGUCAAUAUAUUUGGUGUGAUUGUCUUUCUACGGUCAGGAUGGAUCGUUGGACAAGCUGGUAUUUUACAUUCAAUCAUGGUGAUCGUUUGUUCCGUGGGAAUCGCAUUAAUUAGCGUUUUAUCAGCAAUUGGAAUCGUUGAACGUAUUCGUGUGGAAACAGGAGGAGUCUACUUCCUUAUAGCGCAUACACUUGGGUCAAGAUUUGGAGGAAGCUUAGGAUUACUUUAUUGUUUCGGCCAAGCUGUUGGUUGCGCUUUAAAUGUUCUUGGUUUUGGUGAAUCUAUGGCUGGUCUUGUCCAUCUUGAACACAGUCCUGGGGCCAUACGAGGCUUUGCUGCCGCUGCUGUCAUUCUCCUCGGUACAAUUAAUGUGGCUGGUGUCAAAUGGGUUGUGAAACUUCAGUUUGCAUUGCUCAUUAUUCUUCUUUUGUCGGCAUUAGACUUUAUGGUCGGAUCCUUCAUUACUGACCCAAGCGAUGAAGGCUUUCAAGGCUGGGGAAGUGGAAAUUUUGUAGAAAAUUUAUGGCCAGCAUAUCAAGACGGUAUCUCAUGGUUCACAGUGUUUGGUGUAUUCUUUCCAACCAUCACUGGCGUUCUCUCGGGGAUAAAUAUGAGCGGUGAUUUACGUGCACCAUCAACUGACAUUCCAAAUGGCACUCUUGCAGCCUUAUCAACAUCAACGUUCCUUUACAUGGUUUUUAUGAUUUUCCUUGGCGCGACAGUACAACGCGAGACACUUUUACACGAUUUCAUGAUAACAUCUCAUGUUUCCGCUAUCAAUUUUCUUCUUCUUGCUGGAAUUUAUGUGAGUUCCAUGAGUAGUUGUCUUGGUGCAAUGUAUGGAACACCGCGAGUACUUCAAUCAAUAGCGAAUGAGUCAGUGAUUCCUGGAAUGGGCAAACUUGGGACUGGUCGUGGGCCGAAUAAAGUUCCACUCAAUGCUAUGGGAAUUGUAGCAAUUGUUGUGAUUGGCUUUGUCACUGUCGGGGACAUUAAUACAUUAGCUCCCAUUGUAACAAUGCCUUUUCUUCUUACAUACGCUUGCAUCGACUAUUCAUACUUUGCACUCGCUCAGACGUUUGAUAUUCAGACAAAGAGAGAAGAAAGGUUUCGAAUACAAGCGGCGUCGCCACUUUAUGAAACAAGACAACAUUAUGGCGCAACGAACCAUCACGAGAAUGAUCUUGAUCAACUCUUUCCAGAACGUACAAGACAUAAAAAUCUUUCUAGUCCAGAAAAUACUCCAUAUCAUCAACAACGAGUGACACCACAGCCAUCGCAUGGUACAAAUUCAGUUCAAGAUGAAGUCAUCAUUAGAGAUCCAAGUAUCAACAGUAAUAAUGUUGAAGGGGAAACUGGCGAUGCUGAUGACGAACCAAUUGCACCGAUUCGUCCACCAAUUCAUCAAAAGACUAAAAAUUGGUAUUCCGGAUUUUGUAAUCGGUGGGCGUCAUUGAUGGGGGCUGGAAUUAAAAUCUUCAUCAUGAUGCUCGUCAAUUGGGUCUUUGCGCUGAUUUGUAUCACUGUUGUGUUUGUUGUUUGGUUCUAUGUUGGAACUGCUAAUCCCGCGGUAAAGCCUGGAAUUGCUGAUGAAUUUCGAUUGUUUGUGUGGCUCAAAGGAAUUGUCUUCCAAUGCUUUGGGAAGAAAGUUCACGAUUAUGAACAAGUUAUCGUUACACCUCAUGUUAAUGUUAAUUUGACUCAAACGCAAUUGAAUGAAGAGAAUGAAGAUUUCAGUUCCAGACGAAGAUAUCAUCAAACUGGGACAGUAACAGGGCAGUUAAUCGAAGAUAUUUAAUUAAUUGAGCAGCACUAUUAGUUGAAUUAAGAUAGAAAGUCUUUUAUUUAAUUAAUAACUAAUCAUUCUAUUUUCUUUUUUAAUUAAAAGUCAUCAGAAUAAAACAUGAUGGUAGCUAAAUUAUUUUUUUAUCCAACCAAAUUCAUUCAUUCAUUGUUUGAUAUAUUUUUUAUAUAAAAUUUUAAUUUAAAUUUUUAUCUUUCAUUUUGAUUGAGCGAUUGAUUCAUGAAUCUGAAGGAUCUACGUAACAGGCUUGUUCGUCCUUCUUUCGAGUGCCUUUAUCAUCGUAAACAUCAGUUUCACAAUAAAUAGAAUAAAAUCAAAAGCAUUUAAAUUUUAUGAGACUUAAAAUAAAUUUCAAGUCAGUGCAACAAAUAUAAUGAAAUUAUUCAAAUAUCAACGUUUCUACCUUUAGCAUAAUUCUCUUAUUCUUAUUUAUAAAAGCAGCAAAAAAAGUUAAUUAAACUGAAAACUUUAAUUGAUUUUGAAUAAAAAAGGAAAACUUAUGGAAAUCGAUAAAAAGUUCGAUUAGUGAAAGAUAAAUGACUCAUGACUAAGCAUUGUAUAUAACAUUACGUAACUGCAAUAAAAUUUAAAUGUUUCUUCAAACAAA